Molecule: messenger RNA, 4402 nt
Organism: Paramuricea clavata
Lineage: Eukaryota; Metazoa; Cnidaria; Anthozoa; Malacalcyonacea; Plexauridae
Source: the annotation of a GenBank genome assembly
AUGGCAGUUGAUCUGUCAAAAAUAGCGAACAAUAUGGUUCGAUCUGUCGCCAGUGGCGAGGUAACUUUAUGAUCAUUGAUCUAAAUCGUUCUACAUUUUGCCAAAUAGUUAAAAUAGUUUUUAGAAAUAUCCAAUUGUACUUGAGUCUUGACUGACAAUGUUUAACCAAACUUCCGGAUCACGCAUGGUUUAAUAUAUGAUGAUGCUUUACAGCUGCGCCAGUGCUAAUGAUUGGUUUAUGUCUUACUUAUAUGAUUUUAUAGUGCCAAAGUAGAUUUAAUACCAUCAUCACAGCAUCACCCAGAUUCAUAAACCAUUAAAAGUACCAUUACAUUUGAUUUACAUUAUUUACCACUAUUCAUUACAUGUGAUCUACUAUCAUUAGAUUGCAUUAUUAUUCAGCUCCUUUUCAUUGACCGAUUACACCGCGUAUUAUGCUUACUUAUGUUACUUACUUAGCCUAGACUAUUUAUCUUUACAACAAUUGUGAUAUUACUUUCUUAACUGUGUUUAUCCUAACCCACCCUGUCAACUUUCCCUGUGGGAGGAAACUGGAGAAAACCCAUGACUUUUGGCCGAGUGUUGAUGGACUCUUUUCACAUGAGCCCUUAAAGUAGUGAGAAUCGAACCUACAAUCUCAAAGGUGAAAGGUGCUUGCUCUGAUAACUGUGGCAUAUAUCAUUGCCUACUAUUACUCAGUGCCAUUACCAAGUAUCGCCUAUCACCAUUGACCAUUGUUUUACUUUAUCAAAAUUCACUAUUUUGUAAAUAUCUAAGUAUGGGUAUUAUCUGUAACUAUUUGUUGCAUCCACCAUCAUGUGAUUACCUACAUAUUGUUCAACACCAUGCAUCUACCAUCACUGAGCAUUGCCCACCACCAACAACAAAGAUGGGUUUGCAUGAGGUUGCAGCUUCUAUCACUUUGCAUCAUCUCUGAAGUUAUGAAUUAUAAUAGUAUGGUACACCAUAAUCUAUUAUUAUUUACCACCAUCUACUAGUACUAUCCUGUAAUACAAGAUCUGCCAUCAUUUAGCAUUGUCUAUAAAAUCACAUUCACAAUUAUCAACCACAUUUAAGUACUGCUGCCCUUUUUUUCAUUUACCGGUACCAUCAUCUACCAUCAUAUACUUUGCUCAUUUACCAUUACCACACAUUAUCUACCAUUGAUGACUAUAAGUUAGCAUAAUCUACCUCACUAAUUACUGGCCUGUUAUCAACAACCAUCAUUAUCCAUCAUGAACCACUGUCUACCAUCCACUAAUGAUCUAAUUGUCUUCUAUGAUUGUUCAACAUCAUAUACCAUAAUUCAUCAUCAUCUACCAUCACCCAACAUCAUCUACCAUCAUCCAAUGUCAUCUACCUUCACCCAACAUAAUCUACCUUCACCCAACAUCAUCUACCAUCCCUCAGCAUAAUCUACCAUCAAUUUUCACCAUUGUGUACCACCAUUCAGUAUCAUACAUCAUCACCUACCAUCAUCUAUUAUCAUUCAGCACCAUCUAAUAUAAUCACCAUCAUUCUUUAUCAUUUUGCAUCCUGACGAUCGACCAUCACCAGCCACCAUCAUCUGCCAUCAGCUACUAUUAUACAGUCAUCCACCAUCAUCUAGUGUUCACCAUCAUCAUGAUACCAUCUAGCCACCAUGUACCAUCAUUGAGCAUCAUGUAGCAUCAUUCAAUAUCAUCUAGCAUUGUCUAUCAUUGCCUACCAUAUGAUUAAGAUGAUUUAGCAAUAACUUCCAAAAUUCAUCCUCUAUAUAGCUCUACCAUAAUUUACACAUGUGCAAAAAUCUCACAUUUUGUAACAAGUCUGCCAACAAGCCGUCAACAAGAUGUAUUCGCACUGCUUGUUACAAGUUGUGAACAGGUUUGGAACAACUUGUUGACAACUUGUAACAACCUUGUUGAAAUUAUCAGACUUGUACAUGUUGCAAGGUUGUUCUGACAAGUCUGUUACAUGCUUGAUAUCACAAGAUUGUCACAACCUUGUGUUGACAACUUUGUAACAUUCUUGUUAUAUCAUGGCUGUAACAAACUUGUUGGCACAGUCUUGUAACAAGGCUGAUAAUGCCAUCAAGCUUGUUACAAGUUGUUAACAGCUUGUUCCAAACUUGUUACAACAAACUGGAAACAAGCAGUGCGAACACAACUUGUUGACAGCUUGUGAAUAGACUUGUAACAACUUGUUUGCAGACUUGUUGCAAACUGUGCGUUUUUACACAACGUGUAUCUUUACCAACAUCAUUCACCCUCUAUGAAUGUAUGCCCAGAGGAACAUUCUCUGCCAGACAAUCCGGCACUUCUAGGAUAACCUACAGCAUAUUCAUUUUCGACGUGUUUUUUCUGCAGAUGGUGGCAAUGAGUAGUAUUUGGGAGAAAACUACGACAGUAAUCGUAUUCCUACGCAGAUUCGGAUGACAGUUAUGUCGACUGUGGUCGACCGAGCUGAGCGAGAUCAAACCACAGUUAGAUGCAAACAAUGUCACUCUAGCUGGAAUUGGUUUGGAAGACCUUGGCUUGGACGAGUUUGUGAAGGGAGAGUAUUUCAAAGGAGGUUGGUUUAGAUAUAGGAAAUCUUUCAUCCAAGCCCAAGGAAAAUUGACUUCUAGUUCCAUACAAGUUGCCAAUAUAUAAGCUUAUAGGAAUAUAGCUUUAUAAAUAGUUGGUUCUAUUGUAAUAAUUUCCUUUAGAUUUGUACAUUGAUGCAGAGAAAAAGAAUUACAAAGCAUUGGAGUUCAGACGGUAGGAUUUGUAGUCUCAAUAUGGUCGUGUUCUGGUUGAAUCCAGGCCAAUCGGCCGUCCAACUAUCUUAUAGACGUUGUAAAUGCCCGUUUACACUUGCAAUAGACAAUUCCCAUUAUAGACUAAUUUUUUAUCUUGGCAAAAAAGGUAUAUUCCCGGAAAGGGCAUAUACUAAAAGUAGUAAAAUUGCAAAGUUUGGUUGCGAAAUGUUGUAAAAUGCGGAAAAUAUAGCCUUGCAAAGUUCGCAAAUUUUGUAUACUUUUAUAUUGCGUGUGGAAAUUGCUACUACCACAUUUCGGCCGAAAAUGGUCGUCUCGGCGAAUAUUCCCCGAUAAUCACCUCGCCUUCGGCGAAUAAUUGUUAAAUAUUGUAAAGGACUAACGGUUUAUAUUUCUAUCUGUUUAAUUGGGCGAUUUUAUUCAUUCUAAAGGUAUAAUGUCCUUACCAUUAUUCCAAGUUUGGCGGCAAAAGAAACGAGAAAUUCUGUAUCAAGGGUAUGCUUAAUUGAGAAGUUCGUUGAUUCUAUUCAUAAUUUAGGUUGUUGAACAUUAUAUGUCCAAGAUUCUUCCUAAGUUGACGCAUACACGUAAAAACGCACAAGUUGUCACAGGUCUGCAAACAAGUUGUUACAAAUCUGUUUCCAAGCUGUCGACAAGUUGUGUUCGCACUGCUUGUUCGAAUUCCUAGUUAUUCUAAUAAGUUUGGGACAAACUGUCAACAACUUAUAACAAGGUUGAUGGCAUUACCAGACGUGUUACAUGGUUGUUCUAACAAGUGUGAUACAGUCAUGAAAGAACAGGAAUGUUACAAAGUUGACAACACAGGGUUGUAACAAUAUUGUUAUAGCAUUACUGUAUUGGACUUGUUGGAACAACCUCGCAACAAUUCUGAUAAUAUCGACAUGAUUGGUACAAGCUGUUAACAGCUUGUUCCAAACUUGUUGACAAGCAGUGCGAACACAACUUGUUGACGGCAGACUUGCUACAAGAUGUGACUGAGGUUUUUGCGUGUAUAGUGAAGGUGUAAUUUGUCUUGUUAACAGUUUGCGAAUGCUAUAGCAUAUAGCAGCUGGGUGAAUCACCACCCAAUACUGUACAGGGGUUGGAAUUUAAAUUUGUUUUUACUAUACUACCGGAAUAGUAGAUUUUAAAAUUUAUGAUAUUAAUACGUCUGGAGGUCCAUUAUUUCAAGAGGGUCUGUUCACAAGCUAGUGUUACUAUAAAAGCUGUAUAUUUUUUAUACAGUCCAACCUUAAGAAGAUCACAGGCAAUUACAAAGGAGAUGGUAUGCAGACUGGCGGUCUAAUUAUCGUCACAGCUGGUGGAGAGAAAGUCUUGUUCAGCUUUAAACAGAAAUCACCUGGUGAUCAUGUGGAAAAUGACGUCAUUUUAAACGCUCUUGGCAUUACGUCACCAGCUGCGGAACCUGCUGCCGAAGGCGGAGCAGAGGGGGAAACGAAGGAAGAAGGUGAAACGAAAGAAGAGGGGGAAACGAAGGGAGAAGGUGAAACGAAGGGAGAAGGUGAAAUGGCUGGAGAUGAGGGGAAGGUGGCACCCGAAGGAGAGAAGCCUGAUGGCGAGGGGGAGAAGACUGAACCUGAGGGGGAGAUAGCAGCACCAGAGGAAGAGGGAUGUGGACCUCCAGGCGGUGGUGGUUGCUGA